AUGAAGUUAUCUCAGUUAUCACUACUACGGAUUCUUCCCAUUGUCUCUGCUCUCAACGUGGGCGACUAUGGGCAUCCAAUUGAAGACAUCGCCAUCCUAGGCUUCCCCUACGACACAAGCACUUCCUACCGCCCUGGCGCCCGCUUCGGACCACGAGGCAUCCGCACUGGCUCCUCCCGCGAAAAGAAAGGCCGAAGCUACAAUCCCGUAUGGGGAAUCGACCCCUUCGAAGAAGGUCUCAGCAUUCUGGACUGUGGUGACAUCCCCAUCACCCCCUUUGACGCAGCCCACGCCUUCAAGCAAAUGGAACAGGGUUAUCGACAAGUCCUCCACCACCCGACGACGGACACCAAGCCUGAUGGGUGGACUCAUCCGAGAAUCAUCAGCUUAGGAGGAGAUUAUUCGAUCGUGUAUGGACCUAUUUCGGUGAUUCAUCUGGAUUCGCAUUUGGAUACUUGGGAUCCAUAUGAGGGGUAUACGGGGAUUGCGUCGGAACAGUCUGCUAUUACGCAUGGGACGUUCUUUUGGCAUGCGAGUCGGGAGGCAUGUAUUAAUAAGGGUGCUAGUGUUCAUGGGGGGUUGGGAACGAAGCUGUUUGGGGUGAGGGAUUAUGAGAUUGAUGAGGUUGUUGGGUUUCAUAGGAUUGAGGCGAGAGAGAUUGAUGAUAUUGGGGUUGAUGGGAUUGUGAAGAGGACUUUGGAUGUUGUUGGAGAUAAUCCGGUUUAUCUUUCUAUUGAUAUUGACGUCUUGGAUCCGAGUAUUGCACCUGCGACUGGAACGCCAGAAUCUGGUGGAUGGACGACUCGCGAGCUUAAGCGAUAUAUCAGUGGCUUAGAGGGACUCAAUUUGGUCGGGGCUGAUGUCGUAGAGGUUAGUCCACCUUAUGAUUCGACUGCGGAGACAACCUCGGUCGCGGCAGCGGACUUGAUUAUCGAUAUAUUGGCGGCCAUGGUGAAGAAAACGGCUCCGACUUUCACGAAGUUUCAAGAGAGCGGUAAAGAUGAGCUAUGA
Penicillium odoratum is the source of this 1011-nucleotide messenger RNA. RefSeq names its product agmatinase. The transcript has 4 exons. The coding region runs from base 1 to 1011 and encodes 336 amino acids. Gene Ontology annotation, molecular function: agmatinase activity; metal ion binding. The record is from RefSeq and is a predicted model, not a curated record. Lineage: Eukaryota; Fungi; Ascomycota; Eurotiomycetes; Eurotiales; Aspergillaceae.